GAGGGAGGAGAGAGUGGUGGAGGCGGCCAGAUCGGCUGGAUCGGCGGUCGAGCUCGUGCUUCAGUGCGUGGUCCGGAUGAGCACGAACGGUGACUGGAGAGUGUUGACUCAUCUCGUCGCCGUGCUAUGGCUUCUGGCAUAUGUGGGGAACUUGGUGGAUUUCCUUACGCUGGUUUAUUCAGGUGUUGUGAUGGUGAUGACGCUGCCACUGGUGUACAAGAAGAACGAGGGGAGGAUCCUGCAAUCCGGGGUGGCGGCUCAGAUGAAGGCCUUGGAGGUUCUC
This is a messenger RNA of Linum tenue, 283 nucleotides long. The record is from the annotation of a GenBank genome assembly. NCBI's taxonomy places the organism in Eukaryota, Viridiplantae, Streptophyta, Magnoliopsida, Malpighiales, Linaceae.